AUGAACGAAUUACUGCAGAAACAUGGCUGUUCAAACGUAUUUACUAUCCCAGAAGGGCUCAAAGAACUCAUGGCUGAUAUAUCCCGUGAGGUACUCCGCGCACAACCAGACAAAAUAUUUGACUUCAUAGCGAACUAUCUCUGCGUGAUGAUCAUCACUCGUGAGCACGGCAUCAUGGCAGUGAAGAUCCUGGAUGACCUGUGUGACUGCCGACCCUCGGUCACGGAGCAUCUGGAGGCUGCGGGCUUCCCGCCGGUGCAGGCUUCUGUUAUAGCUGAGUUUAUUCAAGAGGAGAUUGAAAAGAUUGAACCCGAUGCGGGGCAAGAGCUUGUGAAGGAGUCCCAGAUCCUGAAAAGAAUCUUGCAAAGGAACCCAAUAGACGAGACUAUGACUGCCAAAGUAUGCCAAAUUGCGAGAAACGCUUACCGCGACUAUUGGUAUAGGAAGCAAUUACUAGCAAAGAGUUUAUCGAAAAGGCCGGAAGAGCCCUGGGAGGUAGCCGCGGCACAUACCCUCGAGAUCUACAAGAGAACCAAUCCGACCUUCAACGAGCUCAACAGAGCCACAGAGAAGAUUCAGGCAGCGUACAGAGGCUACCAUGUCCGCAGAAACUUGCUAACUGUCAAGGAAAAGCCCGGGCCAAAGAAAAGGCUUCCCGGCCCGCCCAUUGACGUCGCGGGCUCCAGGGAGGCAGACCUUGGUCGCGUUAUCAGUCUAAAAGUAGGUCAAGAUGAAGUAAGCAAGAUGUUCGAGGUGGAUGUCAGGAACCAGCUGGGCCUACCGUUUGAUACCACACGCAUGCUCACACACAUCCCCAGCCAAGACCUUAGCAUGAAUGAGUGCGCCUGCGAUCCCAUCCAGUUUCCUGGUGGUCGUCGUACUGUCCCACGAACGCCGUUUUCAAGUGGCAUCGUGGAUUCCAUACACUCAGAUAAAGAUGAAAGCGUCCCGUCGCUUACGAACAUGCCCAGGAUCUCCUUCGCACGGGAGCCGCCAGAGGUCCUCGGUGAGAGGAACAAGGUCCCCGACGAGCUGCCUGCUCUGGCUUCAGCGCGGGACUCCGACGGAGAUGCCGAGGAAGUCCCAGAGGAUAUAACUGACAACGCAACACACACGGACGGUGAAGAGAGUGUGGUGUCUGACGCCACCACCGUCCCUGACGCCACGGGCACCGACGCCACCGACCAAGACGCGCAAGAUGGUGAAGAAGAAUAAACAUACCUUUUAUUUUAUUUUUUUCUUUCUACUGAAUUUGUGGAAAGCUCACUUUAAGUUCUCGCGUUUUGUACACAUUUAUUAAAGACACACACGGGUCGAACGCGAUAAAAUAACAUUUUCACCCACAAACGGCAACAUUUUACAUUUUUACUUACGGAAAACUACAAGAGCUUAAUAAUGGCAACGUCAACAA
Molecule: messenger RNA, 1411 nt
Organism: Leguminivora glycinivorella
Lineage: Eukaryota; Metazoa; Arthropoda; Insecta; Lepidoptera; Tortricidae
Exons: 9
Coding region: 1-1215 (404 amino acids)
Molecular function (GO): protein binding
Source: RefSeq, a predicted model, not a curated record